UUCUCGAUGCUGCCCAUCGCGGAGAGGAACAUGCCAGCUAAAGGACCUCUGCAGUCCGUCCAGGUUUUUGGGCGUAAGAAAACAGCUACUGCUGUUGCCCACUGCAAGAGAGGGAAUGGUCUCAUCAAAGUUAACGGAAGACCCCUGGAGAUGAUUGAACCUGAAACUUUGUAGUACAAGCUGCUUGAGCCUGUUCUUCUCCUUGGCAAGGAACGAUUCGCUGGUGUUGACAUCAGAGUUCGUGUUAAGGGAGGUGGUCAUGUUGCACAAGUUUAUGCAAUCCGCCAGGCUAUUUCCAAAUCACUUGUAGCCUACUACCAGAAAUAUGUUGAUGAAGCUUCAAAGAAGGAAAUUAAGGACAUUCUCAUCCAGUAUGACAGGACCCUUCUUGUUGCAGAUCCUCGUCGUUGCGAGUCCAAAAAGUUCGGUGGACCUGGAGCUCAUGCUCACUACCAGAAGUCCUACCGUUAAACCUGUUCUGUACAUUUUUCUGGGAAUAAACAUUUAAAAAAAAAAAAA
This is a messenger RNA of Spea bombifrons (plains spadefoot toad), 519 nucleotides long. Its product is annotated as 40S ribosomal protein S16-like. Gene Ontology annotation, molecular function: structural constituent of ribosome; RNA binding. The record is from RefSeq and is a predicted model, not a curated record. Gene Ontology annotation, biological process: maturation of SSU-rRNA from tricistronic rRNA transcript (SSU-rRNA, 5.8S rRNA, LSU-rRNA); translation. Gene Ontology annotation, cellular component: cytosolic small ribosomal subunit; ribosome. The transcript has a single exon. NCBI's taxonomy places the organism in Eukaryota, Metazoa, Chordata, Amphibia, Anura, Pelobatidae.